Messenger RNA from Brassica rapa (field mustard), 1348 nucleotides. Its product is annotated as protein DOWNY MILDEW RESISTANCE 6. The record is from RefSeq and is a predicted model, not a curated record. NCBI's taxonomy places the organism in Eukaryota, Viridiplantae, Streptophyta, Magnoliopsida, Brassicales, Brassicaceae.
AUACACAUACACGAUGCACAUAGUCAAACUCAAGCCUUCCUUUAUCUCCUCUUUCCCUUUACAACUUCUUUCAUCUCCGGUAUCAUAACAUGGCGGCAAAGCUAAUAUCCACUGGUUUCCGUCUUACUACUUUGCCCGAAAACUAUGUCCGGCCUCUCUCUGACCGUCCACGUCUCUCCGAAGUUUCUCAGCUUGAAGAUUUCCCUCUCAUCGAUAUAUCUGCCACAGAUCGACCUCGGCUCGUCCAACAAAUCCACCAAGCUUGUGCCCGUUUCGGUUUCUUUCAGGUUAUAAAUCAUGGUGUUAGCAAAGCAACUAUAGAUGAGAUGGUGACUGUUGCACAUGAGUUCUUUGGCAUGCCUAUGGACGAAAAAAUGAAGCUAUACUCGGACGAUCCAACGAAGACACCGAGAUUGUCGACGAGCUUUAAUGUGAAGGAAGAAGAGGUUAACAAUUGGAGAGACUAUCUAAGACUCCAUUGUUAUCCUAUCGACAAGUAUGUCCAUGAGUGGCCUUCAAACCCACCUUCUUUCAAGGAAGUUGUGAGUAAAUAUAGUAGAGAAAUAAGAGAAUUGGGAUUUAAAAUAGAGGAAUUGAUAUCAGAGAGCUUAGGUUUAGAAAAAGAUUACAUGAAGAAAGUGCUUGGUGAACAAGGUCAACACAUGGCAGUCAACUAUUAUCCUCCAUGUCCUGAGCCUGAGCUCACCUAUGGUUUACCUGCUCAUACCGACCCAAAUGCCCUCACCAUUCUUCUCCAAGAUGCUACCGUUUGCGGUCUCCAGAUCUUGAUCGACGGUCACUGGUUUGCUGUUAAUCCUCGUCCUGAUGCUUUUGUCAUCAACAUUGGUGACCAGUUGCAGGCAUUGAGUAACGGAGUAUACAAAAGUGUUUGGCAUCGAGCAGUGACAAACACUGAAAACCCGAGACUAUCGAUCGCAUCAUUUAUGUGCCCUGAUAACGGUGCUGUCAUAAGCCCGGCAAAGCCCUUGUGGGAAGCCAAGGAGGAAGAGGCCAAGCCAGUCUACAGAGAUUACACUUAUGCAGAGUACUACAAGAAGUUUUGGAGUAGGAAUCUGGACCAAGAACAUUGCCUCGAGAACUUUCUAAACGACUAGAUACUACUCAUAUGUCUGUCUUUGUGUUUACGCAGUAACGCAGAGUACUACAAUAAGUGUUCGAGUGUACACUACGUAUCCAUGUUUCAUUUAAGAAAUAAUAACGACAAUAGUAACCAUUUAUCAGUUCUAUUCUAGUUAGAUUGAUAAAUGUCUUGAUUACAACUAUUACAACUAUUUUGUUACCUUAUACACGGUGUCCAAAAUUUAAUAUAGUAUAUAUGGUUCCGUAA